AUGGAAUUUGAGGAUGAUAUUUUGAUGUACCGUGAACAAAAUAACCAAAAUAAUAUUUUUUUCUAUGUGCGAGGCAAGGGAACUCUAAAACUAGUGAGAGGUAUUUCUUGUAUCAUAUUUAAUAAUAAGCCAAAUUUGAACAAAGAAAUUCUCAAUUCCCCACUUUAAGUCUUGCUUAUCCAAAGAGAAAAAGACCCGUACAAAGGCAGAUGGUGCUUUCCGGGUGGCUCUCUUGAACCAAAUGAGACUUUAAGAGAAGGGGUGAAAAGAGAGGUUUAGGAAGAACUUGGCUAUGAGAUUGAGGUUUUUAGCGGUAGUGAUGAAAUCCCUGACUAUUUAAACAAAGUUAGCAGAGGAGAUAUACACUAUGAGAUAUCAGCCUUUGCUGGCUAUCUUCAUCACUAAUAAAAAAAAGUGCCAAGUGAAGACCUCAUCAAUAGAUGGUUUUUAUACCCAGAUGAAAUAAAUUAGCUAAAAGAUGAGGAGUGUUUGCCGAAGUUGAAAGAUAUUCUCAACGAGGUUGCUUCUAAGUACUUUGAUAGUAAUCACCUCAACAUUGUAUGA
Messenger RNA from Stylonychia lemnae, 564 nucleotides. The record is from the annotation of a GenBank genome assembly. Lineage: Eukaryota; Ciliophora; Spirotrichea; Sporadotrichida; Oxytrichidae.